AAAUAUGGAAAAUUUGGAAUUAUGAAGUAUAGAAUCUCCUUGAGGUGUAUUCCACCAUAUGUGCUUGCCUAAUUAUUUAGCAAUAAGGUUUCAUGUACCUUAGUAGAUCUGUUAGGAAUAGAUAAUCGUUUCAUGCUUAGACAGAGACACAGAGUUGUUGGAUAAACAAUCGUCAGGGAAUCCACCACAAAGAUGUUGAAUUGGUCUGUGACUUACUCUGAUCUUUCUUCCUUGUAGAUGGAACCCGCAUUCUGGAGCCUUUGGGUCUUAAAGAUCAUUUAAGAUCAGGAUCUUGUACUCCAAACCUGUAGCAAAUCCUGAUACCCCUAUGACUGAAGAGGGUAAUGACAGUUGCAGGAUAUCUAAUUCUGAUGAAAGAAGAGGAAAGAAUUAUUCAAGUUUGGAUGGAAAAAGAACCGUUGUACUUUCUGAUCUCCAAGCUCUUAAAUGUGAUAAUGGGGAAACAACCCUUGAAAACCAGCCGUUUGGUCAAAAAGUAAGUGCUGAAUUCACUGAAGGAGGUCAUCAUGAAGUGUUACAGGAUUUACAACAAACAUCAUCAAGGUUGGAUGCUGAGGAGACUUGGGCCAGAAGUUUGACCCCUCCUGCUGAUUCUAGAGGUGGAAACAAACGACCAGCAGAUAGAUGUGAAUUUUAUUCUAGAGGUUCAAAAUAUACCACCGAGAGACCAGCAUCGUAUUGUUUCUCUGAUUUUGCAUCAUCUGAAGUUCAAUGUGGAGGAUAUCAAAGGUUGAACAGUGAAAAUGAUUUGCAUAUGCAUAAAGAUGAGGAUUGGUCAAGCAUGCCGUUUAGAGACAUUGGAAGAGAAACUUUUGGAUAUAAAUCAUACUUGGCUAGUUAUGGCAGCUCGUCACCACCAUUACUCAAAGAUAAUUCUCUUAAUAAAGAUAACUAUUGUAGUGGAAUGCAUCCAAGUAGCUCAGUACUGCCAUCUUACAAGUAUCUGAACACCGAAGGUCCCUCUUAUGCCUCAGCUUUGGAUGGCACAAGUUAUAAGAGGACCCACCUUAUGCCCGAUUAUCAUCAUUUGCCAUUCUUGAAUCGCUCUGUGGAUAGGUGGCCUUCUUAUCUCACUUCUUACUCUUCAAACCUAGACCCUGUUGGUGAUCAGAAGCUUUUAGACCGUAGCCGAGACUGUAUAACUAGGUCAAUGUCUCUGCAUAACAAGUCUUCAGCACUUCCUGGUUGUGGAACUGAAUCUUUUUCUUGGACUGAUUUAUCAGGGGACACGGAACACUCAUGUGGUUAUAAGACCAAGGUGAAUUUUAAUGACUGGGAAACUUCUGCGCCUUUUCGUCCAUCAACCUUUCUUAGUCAAAUUAUUCCCCCUCCAGAAAGUCUUUAUGAUCCGAUUCGUGACAGCAUUGAGCAAACCAGCACCGCCGAGAAAGAUUUGUCUGCUAAUGAAAGAAAAACAGCUGAUAGAGCUAUAGCCCAUCAAGAGAACAUGAAUACCUCUUCAAAAGAAGAAAAGCACUCAAGAUCAGUUAAUCCCAGAGGCCAAAAGAGGAAACAAUCAAAAUUAGAGAAGCUCGGGACCCAGCUGUGA
Molecule: messenger RNA, 1570 nt
Organism: Solanum verrucosum
Lineage: Eukaryota; Viridiplantae; Streptophyta; Magnoliopsida; Solanales; Solanaceae
Exons: 4
Coding region: 329-1570 (413 amino acids)
Source: RefSeq, a predicted model, not a curated record